UUCAGUGGCUGCUUGCGACAUGAGUGGCGUUUAAACAACGAGAUGCGGCCGUGAAUUUAAACGAUGGAGUGCCCAAACUGUGGAAACACAGAAUUGUUACCUAAAUUCAAAUGCUGCCCAGAAUGUGGUUCUCGUCUGGUAUACGGCCAAAAUAACCCACCAAGGGAGCCAAAGAUCGUACCAGCUGUUAGUAGCGAGGAACCGAAUGGCGAUGGGACAGCGAUAACGCACGACAACGGUACUAGUGAGGAACAUGUUGAAGGUGAUGGUCCAAAUGAGAAGCAUUCAUGUAAAGAUAGGAAAGAGGAUGGAAAUUUGUCAAGUCAACAAACUCAUCCAGGACAGCUAGACAGUAAGGGUGGUUUUCCCUUGGUUGAUCGGCCAAUCGAGAGGAAUACUGGACCACUAGAAAGCCAGCAUGAUUCAGUGAGUACCCCACCAACGCCCCGAGUAGCAGGGGCUUCAGUUUCCAUGGGAGACAGUAAUCUGCCGCAUCAGUUCACAGGAUAA
Pocillopora damicornis (cauliflower coral) is the source of this 510-nucleotide messenger RNA. Its product is annotated as E3 ubiquitin-protein ligase rnf213-alpha-like. The record is from RefSeq and is a predicted model, not a curated record. Gene Ontology annotation, molecular function: ubiquitin-protein transferase activity; ATP binding; ATP hydrolysis activity. Lineage: Eukaryota; Metazoa; Cnidaria; Anthozoa; Scleractinia; Pocilloporidae.